Pollicipes pollicipes is the source of this 1753-nucleotide messenger RNA. Its product is annotated as sorbitol dehydrogenase. The record is from RefSeq and is a predicted model, not a curated record. The coding region runs from base 33 to 1040 and encodes 335 amino acids. Gene Ontology annotation, biological process: D-sorbitol catabolic process. The transcript is spliced from 8 exons. Gene Ontology annotation, molecular function: L-iditol 2-dehydrogenase (NAD+) activity; zinc ion binding. Lineage: Eukaryota; Metazoa; Arthropoda; Thecostraca; Pollicipedomorpha; Pollicipedidae.
CGCGGCGUGCGGGCGGACGGCAGGCUGACGACAUGACCGCCGCCGCGGAGGACAACCUGUCGGCCGUGCUGUACAAGGCGCAGGACCUGCGACUGGAGCAGCGCACGCCGCCGGAGGUCGGACCGCAGGACGUGCUGGUUCGGAUCCACAGCGUCGGCAUCUGCGGCUCCGAUGUGCACUAUUGGCACCGCGGCCGCACCACCCGCUUCGUGGUGCGCGCGCCAAUGGUGCUCGGCCACGAGGCGGCCGGCACCGUGGUGCGCGUCGGGCACCAGGUGCACCACCUGCAACCCGGGGACCGGGUGGCCAUCGAGCCGGGGGUGCCGUGCCGUAGCUGUCUGCUCUGCAAGACCGGCCGCUACAACGUGUGUCCGGAGGUCGAGUUCUGCGCCACGCCUCCAGUGGACGGCACGCUGACCCGGCUGUACCGGCACCCGGCCGACUUCUGCUUCAAGCUGCCGGAUCACGUGACGAUGGAGGAGGGCGCUAUGCUGGAGCCGCUGACGGUGGCCGUGUACAGCUGCCAGCGGGCCGGCGUCAGCCUCGGCUCGCGCGUGCUGGUCUGCGGCGCCGGCCCGAUCGGUGUCGUCAGUCUGCUCACGGCUCGUGCCCUGGGCGCCGCCAGCGCCUGCGUCACGGAUAUAUCCAAGUCCCGCCUGGAGUUCGCCGCCGGCCAGGGCGCCAACGGGACGGUUCUCAUUGACGACGCGUCUGAGGCUGAGAUCGCCGACCGCGUGGUGGCAGCACUGGGCGGUCGGCCGUCCGCCAUCAUCGAGUGUUGCGGUGCUGCAUCCAGCAUCAGAAUGGCUAUCGAGGCGGCGGCGCCCCGUGCCCGCUCACGGCCAAAGGAGCUGGACAUCUGCGGCAUCUUCCGCUACGCCAACUGUUACCAGGCGGCGCUGGACCUGGUGGCGUCGGGCCGGGUUCGGUUGGACCCGCUCGUCACCCACCGCUUCAGCCUGGAGCAGAGCGAGCAGGCCUUCCAGACGGCGCUCGAGGGACGCGGCAUCAAGGUCAUGAUCGCCGUGCACAAGGACUAAACGGCGGCGGCGGCGGCCGGUCACCAGAGAGCCUGACUGAGGUCGCCGAACCGGUCCGUCCAAGCCGAUCCGAUCCGAUCCGAUCCGGUACGAUCCGAUCCGGCCCGAUCGGGAAUGUCAGGACAUCGUAUCGAUCAUCAGCUGACUUCUGUUACUGUGGUAUGAUCCGACCGACGCCGACUGCUCUGCUGGAGGCUGCCAACUGACGUCAGUGCGUCGUCUGCCGUCACGUGACCCUGAUCCGUCUAUGGUGAGGUCCGUGUUGGGGCGGGAAGCCGGAUGCGGAUAGCCGGGAUGAGAGAGGAAACCGCGCAAUACAAGAGACGGGCGGCUCGACGGCCGUGCCUCUCCAACAACUUAGGAAAAUCUCUACGGUCACGAAUUCUCGGAUCACCUACCCGACUUUGACCGGCGACAUUCGCUAACAUUUUGGCCAUUCCAGCGAGUAAGACGAGGCGUCGGAAAGAUACCGAUGGACACACGUUUUACACAUCCAUAAUGAAGCAGAUAAAUAGACUACUCCAGCAUCGUUGAUGGGUUGACCAAACCACUGAGUCAACUGUUACGACUCCCACCAAUUUUCAAACGAAGCAAUCCCAGCUCAGUUAAAAGCUUGUCAGACUUUGGACUCCGCUGUGGCUUUACCCAGGGUCCAUCGCGAAUCUGAUUCCAUCACCGAUUCACCAGCCUCUGUUCGCGGUCUGAGCACGCCG